AUGUCUGCAGUCCGGAUCGCCAUAUCUGGCGGCGGCCUGGCGGGUGCGUGCCUUCUCCACGCCCUCCUCCCCCAUGCGCACCUGGACGUGCACAUCUUCGAGUCGGCCGCGGCAUUUAAAGAGGCCGGCAUGGCCAUCGGAGUAGCUCGAAACGCGCUCGCUGCUCUUGAUCUUAUUGGCCCGUCAGCGGCGCAAUGCCUCGACCGGGCCGGUGCCGUUCCCAUGCAAGGAGUCCGAUUCAUGCUGGCCCAAGGUGAGGGUGCAGGCAGCAUGAUCGAUGAAACCAAAAGCGGACAACGCGUUACUAGCAUCGUUCACCGUGCCGCUUUUCUGCGUGAAUUGCUGGCCGAUGUCCCCCCAGAGCGCAUGCAUGCUUCCAAGAAGCUUGACCACUUCGACCGGCACAGUGAUGGCUCUCUCACGCUCCAUUUCACCGAUGGGACUGUCCAUGAGUGUGAUAUCCUUAUUGGCGCUGACGGAAUCCGCAGCACCGUUCGCAAGCUCAUCCUUGGUGAGGACGACCCCGCGGCCAUUCCCAGGAACACCGGUGCGUGGUGCGUCAUGGCCCUGAAGCCAUACUCCGACGCUCAGGCCAGCAUUGGCAAGGGCCCUGUCAACAUCGAGGACGCCCGUGAAUAUAUGUGGAUUGGUAACGGGACUUACUUAAUGCACAACGUCCUAAAUCAGGGCCAGGUGGUGCAGUUUAUCAUUGCUGUGCACGAUAAGGAUGCCGAGUCGUCGGACCGCUGGCAUCGGACCGUGAGCGCCGACGAGAUCAAGAAGCACUACCAGGACUGGCCGCCGCAUCUGUACAAGGCUGUGGAUGAACUGCUUUGUGAUCAGGUCGAACAGCCCGCGAUGUACCUCUGGGAGCAUCCACCCGCCAGUACCUACAUAUCAGGCUCCGUCUGCAUCAUGGGCGACGCUGCACACGCCACGACCCCUUGGCAGGGUUCUGGCGGCAGCAUGUCCAUCGAGGACAGCCUGAUUUUAUCCACGUUACUCGGCCGCGCCCAAACAGCUGCUGAGGCGCGGACUUCGUUAAAGGUGUACGACCAGGUCCGACGCCCACGCACGCAGCGCAUCGUCGAGUCGAGCCGGGGCACGGGGCUGAUCGUUUCCGGUUUGAGCGAGGAAACGAAGCUGGACUUGGGGAAACUGAGAGCGAACUUAUUGCCGAGGUGGGAUUUCAUCGUAGAUUUUGACAAUGAGAAGCACCGUGAUGAGGCGGUAGAGAUGAUGGAGCGGGAGUUAAAGUCCUGA
Messenger RNA from Aspergillus tanneri, 1263 nucleotides. RefSeq lists its product as uncharacterized. Gene Ontology annotation, molecular function: FAD binding. Bases 1 to 1263 code for a protein of 420 amino acids. The record is from RefSeq and is a predicted model, not a curated record. The transcript is spliced from 2 exons. Gene Ontology annotation, biological process: secondary metabolite biosynthetic process. Lineage: Eukaryota; Fungi; Ascomycota; Eurotiomycetes; Eurotiales; Aspergillaceae.